AGUAAACAAACAGGAGAAGCUGUUUGAAUGAAGCGACAGUCCCAUGAAGAAUUUUCUGUUGUUGUAGCUCAGCUUUUUUCGUUUCUAAUAGAUAAUCAAGAAUGUGUUCAACCGAGAAUUUGAGAGAGUUUGUCGUCGAGCGGCUAACUGCUGCCGCUGAAGACAUUUUUGGAGUUUUUCAGAGAACUAUCGUCGAGUACGAGGCAGAGAUCGAUCGACAGCGCAGACUGCUGGAUACCGUUUUGAAACCUUACAUCAACUUACACAAAAUAGAUGUCCCACAGCAACAUGAGUGUAAAGAGGAGGAGGUUGCUGCUAACCAACAGCUCUGCAACCAAGAGAGGAACUUCAGUUUGGACCAAGAGGAGCCAGAGCAUCCACGGAUUAAGGAGGAACAAGAAGAACUCUGCAGCGGUCUGGAAGAAGAGACGCAGGUGAAUAAUACAUUCACGUUGUCUCCAACUCAUAAGGAAACUGGCCACAGUGAACCUGAACAACAAAAUAAACUGCACCUCUUCUCUCACAACUCUGAUUCCCCUGAGAAUCAGAAUCCUGAAGAAAAUGAGCAUGACUCAGAAUCAAGUGGAACAUCAGAACCAACACACGAGAGAAUUGAGAAAACUGAAACAUCAGAGACUGAUUGUAAUGCUCACCAGAGUCAAAAGUCUUUCAAAUGUGAUACAUGUGGUGAAGAAGUUAAGAGCAAGUCAGAAUUACAGAUACAUCAGCGUCUCCACGAUGGUAAGGAGACGCAUUCAUGUCAGUUUUGUGGGAAAAUGUUCAGCUACAAAUAUGAUUUGAUUAAACAUGCAAGAACCCACACAGGUGAAAGGCCAUUUUCAUGCAGCACAUGUGGAAAAAGUUUCAGUUUUAGCCAUGUGUUGAAGGACCACAUGAGAACACACACCGGUGAGAGGCCUUUCUCCUGCAGAACAUGUGGGAAAGGAUUUAUUCAGAAGACACAUCUGAAUUCUCAUUACACAGUUCAUUCACAUGAAAAGCCAUUUACAUGCACAACAUGUGGCAACACUUUCAGAACAAAACCUGGGUUUAAAGUUCACAUGAAAAUGCACACAGGUGAAAAGCCAUACUCAUGUGCUAUCUGUGGGAAAUCAUUUACCCAUAAUUAUAUUUUGAAUAAGCACAAAAGAAUUCAUACAGGGGACAAACCAUACUCCUGUGUUACCUGUGGGAAAUCAUUUACCCAACAAAAUAUUUUGAAUAAGCACAAACUAAUUCAUACAGAUGAAAAACCGUUUUCUUGCAAAGAAUGUGACAGGUGUUUUAAAUACUCAAAUGAUUUAAAGGUUCACAUGAGAAGAGCUCACACAGGUGAGCGUCCAUACCUUUGUAAGACCUGUGGUAAAAGAUUCUUUGACUCAUCAAAUCUUGCACAACACAUGAAAUCACACAUAGACAAGUAGGCAUAUGCACACAAAUGUGUUGAAGAUGACUGAGUUUAAGGGAUGGUUGUAUCUCUGUUUUAAACCUAGAACAGUUUUCCUCUGAAGGAGGUUCACAGCGCCUUGUGCUAUUCAGAUGUUUGAAUGAUUGUUUUGCCUUCAGUCGUUCUUUAAUGUAUUUUUGCAUUCCAGUGUCGUGUUUGACUGUGUGAUUACGUUUUCCAUGUUCCAUGUUUGUUUGUUUCUAUGCCUGGCUGCAAAGCAAAUUUCCCUUUGGAGACCGUUGAAUAUAGUGUAAAGAUGUUGCUCGUUUUCAUCGUUUUCUGCUAGAAUCAAUACCUAAAUAUAUCUAAAUACUGAGUUUUCUUUUAUUGUAAC
Messenger RNA from Cheilinus undulatus (humphead wrasse), 1781 nucleotides. Its product is annotated as oocyte zinc finger protein XlCOF6.1-like. The transcript has 2 exons. NCBI's taxonomy places the organism in Eukaryota, Metazoa, Chordata, Actinopteri, Labriformes, Labridae. Gene Ontology annotation, biological process: regulation of immune system process; negative regulation of transcription by RNA polymerase II; regulation of cytokine production. Bases 102 to 1424 code for a protein of 440 amino acids. The record is from RefSeq and is a predicted model, not a curated record.